Messenger RNA from Procambarus clarkii (red swamp crayfish), 828 nucleotides. The record is from RefSeq and is a predicted model, not a curated record. NCBI's taxonomy places the organism in Eukaryota, Metazoa, Arthropoda, Malacostraca, Decapoda, Cambaridae.
AUGCCUACAUGUAGUCAAGUUAUUGUAGUGCGCUCCAUGCCUACAUGUAGUCAAGUUAUUGUAGUGCACUCCAUGCCUGCAUGUAGUCAAGUUAUUGUAGUGCGCUCCAUGCCUACAUGUAGUCAAGUUAUUGUAGUGCGCUCCAUGCCUGCAUGUAGUCAAGUUAUUGUAGUGCGCUCCAUGCCUGCAUGUAGUCAAGUUAUUGUAGAGCACUCCAUGCCUGUAUGUAGUCAAGUUAUUGUAGUGCGCUCCAUGCCUGCAUGUAGUCAAGUUAUUGUAGUGCGCUCCAUGCCUACAUGUAGUCAAGUUAUUGUAGUGCGCUCCAUGCCUACAUGUAGUCAAGUUAUUGUAGUGCACUCCAUGCCUGCAUGUAGUCAAGUUAUUGUAGUGCGCUCCAUGCCUGCAUGUAGUCAAGUUAUUGUAGUGCGCUCCAUGCCUGCAUGUAGUCAAGUUAUUGUAGUGCGCUCCAUGCCUGCAUGUAGUCAAGUUAUUGUAGAGCACUCCAUGCCUGCAUGUAGUCAAGUUAUUGUAGUGCGCUCCAUGCCUGCAUGUAGUCAAGUUAUUGUAGUGCGCUCCAUGCCUGCAUGUAGUCAAGUUAUUGUAGAGCACUCCAUGCCUGCAUGUAGUCAAGUUAUUGUAGUGCGCUCCAUGCCUACAUGUAGUCAAGUUAUUGUAGAGCACUCCAUGCCUGCAUGUAGUCAAGUUAUUGUAGUGCACUCCAUGCCUGCAUGUAGUCAAGUUAUUGUAGUGCGCUCCAUGCCUGCAUGUAGUCAAGUUAUUGUAGUGCGCUCCAUGCCUAAAUGUAGUCAAGUUAUACUUAGUCAAUAA